Messenger RNA from Cajanus cajan (pigeon pea), 602 nucleotides. RefSeq names its product dirigent protein 11. Lineage: Eukaryota; Viridiplantae; Streptophyta; Magnoliopsida; Fabales; Fabaceae. The record is from RefSeq and is a predicted model, not a curated record.
AAUUAAACUAAAACGAUGUUGAAGUAGAAACAAACAAGGGACAAGAGACAUGAGCGACCUCACAUCCAACCUCUUCUUCCUCAUCUUCACCUUCACCAUCCUUUACGUGGCUUACACCUUCCCCAGGCUCCAACCAAAGCAAACCAACCUCGUAUUCUACGUCCACGACCACUUCACCGGCGACCACGCCACCGCCGCCACCGUCGCCGGAAAGAGCGGCCCCGCCUCCAGCAUCCUCCGCUUCGGCACCGUGGCAAUCGUAGAUGACCCCGUAACGGAGGGACCCGGCAUGGAGUCAACGCUCAUUGGUAGGGCCCAGGGCGUGUACGUAAAUUCGCAGCUUGACGGAAAAGCCUUGUAUAUGGUUUUCUCUAUCGUCUUCACCCACGGGGAGUUCAAAGGAAGCACCUUGGAGAUUCAGGGAUCUGAUAUCUUCGCCAUGAAGGAACGGGAAUUCGGAGUUGUGUCUGGCACCGGUUAUUUCAGGUUUGUGAAAGGGUACGGGAUUAUGGAAACGGAGUUCAUGGAUCUACCUAAUCUCAGGGCUACUCUUAAACUCAAUGUAACGGUCAAGCAUUAUUAGAGAAAGAAACUUCUUCUCA